UUGCUGACCUCUGGCAAAAAGGGAGCGAACGAGGACAGGAGAAGCAGAGGGGAAGAGGUUCAAGUGCGGGUUUUCUCCUUGAACCUAGAAGAUUAUGGGUCAAGAGCUGUGUACAAAGACUCUCCAGCCUGGAUGCAGCUGCCAUCGCUGUUGGGAGGGAGGCGAUGCACACAGCUGUCAGAGGACUGCGCCUGUGCCGGCGGAGGCUGCGAUCGAGCUAACAGACCUAAAAGAAGCAUCAUGUUCCAUGACUUCAUUUCACCCCAGGGGACUUCAGGCGGUCCGUGCCCGGAAGUACAAGAGUAAAAGGCCACGGAGUAACAGUGAUUCUUUUCAGAAAGAGGAUCUGAGGCAGGGUUUUCAGUGGCAGAGGAAGAACCUCCCUUUUGGGGCAGCCUCAUCUUACUUGAACUUGGAGAAACUGGGUGAAGGUUCUUAUGCCACAGUUUACAAGGGGAUUAGCAGGAUAAAUGGACAACUAGUGGCUCUAAAAGUCAUUAGCAUGAAUGAAGAGGAAGGAGUCCCAUUUACAGCUAUUCGGGAAGCUUCUCUCCUGAAGGGUUUGAAACAUGCCAAUAUUGUGCUUCUGCACGACAUAAUCCAUACCAAAGAGACACUGACAUUUGUUUUUGAAUACAUGCACACAGACCUGGCCCAGUACAUGUCUCAGCACCCAGGAGGGCUUCAUCCUCACAAUGUCAGGCUUUUCAUGUUUCAACUUUUGCGGGGCCUGGCAUACAUCCACCACCAACACGUUCUUCACAGGGACCUGAAACCUCAGAACUUACUCAUCAGUCACCUGGGAGAGCUCAAACUGGCUGAUUUUGGUCUUGCUCGGGCAAAGUCUAUUCCCAGCCAGACAUACUCUUCAGAAGUUGUGACCCUCUGGUACCGCCCUCCUGAUGCCUUGCUGGGAGCCACUGAAUAUUCCUCUGAACUGGACAUAUGGGGUGCAGGCUGCAUCUUUAUUGAAAUGUUCCAGGGCCAACCUUUGUUUCCUGGGGUUUCCAACAUCCUUGAACAACUGGAGAAGAUCUGGGAGGUGUUAGGAGUCCCUACAGAGGAUACCUGGCCUGGAGUUUCCAAGCUACCUAACUACAAUCCAGAAUGGUUCUCACUUCCUAAGCCUCAAAGUCUUCAGAACAUCUGGAACAGGUUGGGCAGGGUUCCUGAAGCUGAAGAUCUGGCUUCCCAAAUGCUGAAAGGCUUUCCUAGAGACCGAGUUUCCGCCCAGGAAGCACUGGUUCAUGACUAUUUCAGUGCCCUGCCUUCUCAGCUGCACCAGCUUCCUGAUGAGGAGUCUUUGUUUACAGUUUCAGGAGUGAGGCUAAAGCCAGAAACGUGUGACCUUUUGGUCUCCUACCGGAAAGGUCACCUCCCAACCCAGUUUAGCAAAUGCUGGUGAAAGAGAGGGCGACAUCACCAAUAUCCUUUCAGGGCCACAUCACUACUGUUUCAGUUUUAAUUUGCUUUGCCUUACUAAGAAGCUUCAAACCUAACUCCACCAUGGACCAGGGUUUUCAUACCAUCACCUGUGAUCUGGAAUAUUGUAAAUAUGAUGUCCAAGGCAACAGACAUGAUACUUGAAGAAAAAGCAAUGAAUGGUUAUUGCUCUUGUCAUACACCCAGAAUUUAACAGUGAUUAGCUCAAAAAUUAGACACAGACUUAAAGAGUCUAAGAAGAGGAUUUAUGAAUAAUUUCAUCUGUUUUGUUAUUUGAUAAAGAGAUCCCUAGGCCAGAAGGACUACAGGACAGAUGAAAGGCUAACAAUUAAAAGAAUCUGGAGACUGAGCGGGUGCUUACAGAGGCCUGUCCCUCCUGCGUUCACUUACAAUUUCCCCCCAACAAAAAGACUUCUGUGGCAAGGAGAGGAUUAGUCUAAAGUUUAGAAAAGUCUCAGAGAAGAUGGUUUCUCGGAUAAAGUUGUCAACAAAAGGACUGGCUUAAGACUCUUUGUUAAGAUUUCUUAGGGGGUGCUUCUCUCUUCAUUAUCUGGAUUAUCAAAACACACUACUACUCCACUCCAGCUAGAUUUUAGAAGUUUGGAUUGAGCUCCCAGUUAGAUUAAAAUUUUUGGCUAUCUCCUUCUACUCAAUCUCAGUUAUCAGUGAUGAUAGCAAAAGCAAUGAGGAACCUAAGCUCUGAUUUGAUGAUGGAGAUACUGAAUAGUAGGAACAAAGAGUUCCAAAGAUGUAAUUCAAGCCCUGUUACACCAUCAGACACACACACAUGUGCUCACACACACAACCCCCAAAUAAAAUGAGAGAUCUGUCUCAGCUAACACAUGUAUCAUUUUCUGUAAUGACUCCUUCUAAAAGAAGCCAGGGAAACUCAAAUUACUUCAUCUAGGGAUCAUCUACUCAGGAAACAUAGUAGCCUAGAAAUCAGAGACUUCUAUGUAUCCUUUAGAAGAACAAGGAAGAACUAAUGAAGAAAGAAUUAAAAAAUAGUACCUAUAGACCCAAAGUCUUCCCAAAGAUGGGAAAAGGAAAAAUGCAUACAGAUAACCCAAAGAAAUCUACCUUAGUAAGUAUUGGAUUUUCGUGAGGUGUUUGACAAAACCUCUCCAAACAUACCUGAGAUGAAACUGUGUGGGCUGCAUUAUGGGACAGAUAUAUGUGCUCAAUGAGUGGUGGUUUUUCAACCUAGAGAAAAGCUAAUAGUGGUAUGGUACAAGGUACAGUCUUAAGUCCCAUCCUGGCCAAAUAUUUGUAUUAAUCACCUGAAUAAAAUCAGAGAAGGUCCACAAUUUAUUCAUAUAAUCAUUGAAGUAAGUAGUUAUAAUUAAUGUAUUACUUCCAUUUUACCAAAGAGGAAAUUAAAACUCAAAGAAGUUAAAUAACCCAUCCAUGGAGUAUACCAGAGUUAAGCUACAAACCUCAGGUCUGGGUGUCUCCAGUGUGUAUGAUCUUUCCAGUAAUCACAUACCUAUCAGAUCUGGAGAAUACACAGUUCUUGAAGAAGCACCUGGUAUUUACCACUGGAUCAUAAUUCAAAAGACUAAGCCCUUGCUAAAAGCUAAUGUGUAUGUACCACUAUCUACCUAUUAGAAUGGCCAAGUUCCAGAACACUGACAACACCAAAUGCUAGCAGGGAUGUGGAACAACAGAGGAACUCUUGCUCGUUGCUGGUAAAAAUGCAAAAUAGUACUUUGGAAGACAGUUGGGCAGUUUUUUACAAGCCUAAACAUACUCUCUUACCUAUGAUCCAGCCACCGUGCUCUUAGGCAUUUACACAAUGGAGCUGAAAACUUAUGUCCACACAAAAAUCUACACAUAGGUGUUCAUUCAUAAUCAUCAAAACUUGGGCACAACCAAGAUGUCCUCCAGUGAGUGAGUGGAUAAAUAAACUGUGGUAUAUCCAGACAACAGACAAUUAUUCAGAACUUAAAAAAAAUGAACUAGCAAGCCAUGAAAAGACAUGAAGGAGCCUUAAGUGAAUAUUGCUAAGACAAAGAAACCAAUUGAAAAGACUGCAUACUGUAUGAUUACAACUAUAUGACAUUUUGGAAAAGGCAAAACUAUAAAGACAGUAAAAACAUCACUGGUUGCCAGGAGUUAGGAGGGAGGGAUGAAUAGACAGGGUACAGAGGACUUUUAAGGCUGUAAAAAUAAGUAUGAUGCUAUAAUGGUGGAGACGUGCCAUUAUAAAUCUGUCCAAACCUAUAGAAUGUACAAGACCAAGAAUGAAUCCUAAUGUAAACUUAUGGGCUUUGGAUGAUACUGAUGUGUUGGUAUAGGUUCAUCAAUUAUAACAAAUGUACCAUUCUGAUAGGGGGAGGCUAUGCAUGUGGGUGGGGAGGGGGCAAGAGUUAUUUGGAAAGUCUCUGUAACUUCUGCUGAACAUUGCUAUGAAUGCUAAUAUUGCUCUAAAAAUUUACGUCUAUUAAAAUCAAACAGAUUGACUGAGU
This is a messenger RNA of Felis catus (domestic cat), 3911 nucleotides long. It is a transcript of the gene CDK15, whose product is annotated as cyclin dependent kinase 15. Gene Ontology annotation, molecular function: cyclin binding; cyclin-dependent protein serine/threonine kinase activity; ATP binding. Gene Ontology annotation, biological process: protein phosphorylation. Gene Ontology annotation, cellular component: cytosol; nucleus; cytoplasm. The coding region runs from base 95 to 1405 and encodes 436 amino acids. The transcript is spliced from 14 exons. The record is from RefSeq and is a predicted model, not a curated record. NCBI's taxonomy places the organism in Eukaryota, Metazoa, Chordata, Mammalia, Carnivora, Felidae.